This is a messenger RNA of Aspergillus fijiensis CBS 313.89, 783 nucleotides long. Its product is annotated as 2EXR domain-containing protein. The transcript has a single exon. The coding region runs from base 1 to 783 and encodes 260 amino acids. The record is from RefSeq and is a predicted model, not a curated record. Lineage: Eukaryota; Fungi; Ascomycota; Eurotiomycetes; Eurotiales; Aspergillaceae.
AUGACAUUCGCGCAAUUCCCCCAACUCCCCCCCGAGCUCCGCCACUACAUCUGGCACCUCACCCUCCCCGACCAAGUCCGGCCAGGAGUGCUAUUUCCGUACAACGAAGGUGAGUUCGGCCAUGACGAUUACCUUUCCGCGCGCAUGGACCCAGUAAGCGCACCACUGCCCCAUCUGUUGGUCAACAAGGAGGCAAAUGGCACGGCGCGCUCGUGGGCCCGCAAACUCGGCCUCAAGAUCCGCCCAGACAUCGGGACCGGGUCGCACGUCGUCACCCACCACUUCGACCCGGACCAUGACACCCUCUACCUCCACGCGACGCAACUCGCCCGCUUUUGCAUCGACUCGCUCGACCGACGGGUGGAGCAGCUGCCCAGAGAGCGGAUGUUUAUCCGCGACGACAGGGAGGGCCACCCCCGCAUCGCCAUAUCCAGCAUGUCGCUUCACUUGGAGCCCCGCGCGCUGGAGAGGAUCUGGUGGUGCUUUCCGCGGCUGGAGCGGGUCUACAUCGUUCUCAAUCCGCCGGAUCUGAAAUCUGCGGAGGAUGGAUGGGAGAUUCUGCCGGAGGGGAGGUACCUCGCGUAUAGGGCGGAAUGCGCGGGAUUUGAGUGGAGUGGGGAGGGGGAAGGCGAGUGGCUCUGUGGGGAGAUCCUCUAUGGCCGGGUGGAGGAGGCGGCCAGGAAGCUUACCGGCUCGUUGGUCGCUGCGGAGGUCCAGCGGUUUGAGAUUCGACCUGUCUCGGUCGCCAAGCGGCGAAAGGGGUUGUCGGAGGUUGCAAGGUAA